Molecule: messenger RNA, 2891 nt
Organism: Morone saxatilis (striped sea-bass)
Lineage: Eukaryota; Metazoa; Chordata; Actinopteri; Moronidae
Gene: mmp25b
Product: matrix metallopeptidase 25b
Exons: 10
Coding region: 49-1821 (590 amino acids)
Biological process (GO): proteolysis; collagen catabolic process; extracellular matrix organization
Cellular component (GO): extracellular matrix
Molecular function (GO): zinc ion binding; metalloendopeptidase activity
Source: RefSeq, a predicted model, not a curated record
CAGGAAGCUACUGCAAUAGAAAGCGAGAAAUGUCUCUGUUGCCUCCAAAUGAUAAGUAUUCCGGUAACAAUGCAGCGGUUUUUUGCAGUGACCGGAAUGGAGUUGGGUCUUCUGCUGUUGAUGGUAUUGACCUUAACGGGAAGCGCACCCGCACAGACUGACCAGUACAGCAGAGCGGUGGAUUGGUUGAGCAGGUAUGGCUACCUUCCUCCGCCUGACCUGCGAGCAAGUAAACUGCAGACCAAAGAGGGGAUUGAGAAAGCCAUUCGUGUCAUGCAGAGAUACGGCGGGGUCCACGAAACUGGGGUGCUUGACAGUGAAACCCUCAAACUCAUGUCCACACCACGAUGCUCCCUCCCUGAUAUUGUUGGAAGUGAGGACAUGCUGAGGAGGAGGAGGAGGAGGAGGAAAAGAUAUGCUCUGUCAGGCCUCAAGUGGCAUAAGACAGACCUCACAUGGAGUGUCCACAGCUACCCAUCGCCCUCCCUCUCACCCGGUCUGCCUAACAGUUUGGUGGACACCAUCCUGACUCACGCCUUCAAAGCCUGGAGCGACGCAACCCCCUUGAAUUUCCGUCGGCUGCCGAGUGACAGCAGGGGGGCGGCAGCUGGAGGGGACAUCAGAGUGUCUUUUACCCGCAUGCUUCACGACGACGGGUACCCUUUUGACGGGCAGGGUGGCACCCUGGCCCACGCCUUCUUCCCCGGCAGGAAUGAUGUGGCGGGUGACACACACUUUGAUGAUGAUGAGAUUUGGAGCUAUGGAGGUUACAGCAGCACAACAGACUUGUUCACAGUUGCAGUGCACGAGUUUGGCCAUGCACUGGGCCUGUCCCAUUCCUCCUCUGAUCCGUCCAUCAUGAGGCCAUACUACCAGGGCCCUGUGGGAGACAUUCAAAACUUCAUGCUGGCCCUGGACGACAAGCAGGCCAUCCAGCAGCUUUAUGGUGUGAAGGAUGGAGGGCCGCCAGGUGGUGUUGAUCCUGAAAUCCCGCGCCUGCCCAGUCCACCUCCUCCAAGACCAACACAGCCUUCUGACCCCUCAUUCCACGAGCGCUGUCGGGGAGGCUUUGACGCAGUGGCAAAUAUCAGGGGAGAGGUCUUCUUUUUUAAAGGUGCACACUUCUGGAGAACUAAGCAAGACGGGUCUUUGGUGUCCCUCAGUCCAGCUCAGAUCAAAAGCUUCUGGAUUGGCCUGCCGCCAGGAACAAACAAGGUCGACGCAGUGUAUGAGAGGAAGAGUGACAGCAAAAUCAUCUUCUUCAUUGGAUCUCAGUACUGGGUUUUCAAGGACACGGUGGCCAUGGCCGGUUACCCUCGACCCCUCUCUGAAUGGGGCAUGAGGACGAAGAGGGGGGCACUGGUGGAGAGCGUGGAUGCAGCCUUCAUCUGGGCCCACAACGGCAAAACAUACCUGUUCAGCAACGGGGAGUUUUGGAGGUUUGACGAGAGCCGUAUGGGCGAACAGGUGACCUGGCUGCAAGCGCCGGACUACCCACGGAACAACAGCCUCUGGGGAGGAGUGCCCUCCCACAUGGAUGACGUCAUCACCUGGGGAGAAGGAGAUAGCUACUUUUUCAAGGACAACCAUUACUGGGUGCUGAAGAGAGGAGGACUCAACCAAGAUGUCGUCACCCCUAAGUCCAUUGCUGUAGACUGGCUCAGAUGUCCAGCUCCGCCUGCAACCCCCGCCGCUCCAGCCAAUCCUCGACACCCAAAGGAGUGCAGCUGUGACUUAAAGGGAUCAUCUUCAGGCCUAAGAAGCAGCUGGCUCCUCCUGAUCUCUGUUAUAUUGGUAAUUGAUACAUUUAUUAGAAAAUAGAAACCUGACUUUGUAAUUUGUGUGGCUUCAGGCUUUUUUUGUACUAGUUCCCUUAUUUCACUGGGGGGUAAUAAAAGCUAUUUACAUCAUCAUACACUUAGAGUACAUUACAAUCCAUUAGCUGGUUUCAAAUUACAUACUAGUGUCAUGAAAAGCGUAUGUUAAACACCCUGCCUUAUACUUUAACAUAAACCCUAUGUUACUGUAAUUACUUAUUUUAUUUACAUACUGCUGACCAGUGAAAAUAGUAAAUUUCGUGUCCUCCCUCCUUCCCGCUAUAGAAUUUCACACCCUACUUUUUCUAUAGUGAGUAUUAGAUUACGCGGAACACAGAAAUCCAGCACGUGGGGUACUCCCUGUAAUGAGGCCUUACACAACCACCUUAUGUUUGGACAGUAAACAGGCAGAUUAGAGUAGAUUUGUGCACGUGCAUAUAAAUAUAUACACAGUACAGACAGAAAUAUGCUUUGUGAAGAAGGACCUGUGGUUUGUUGUGUUAUUUGUAUAUUUUGGUGUUUGAUGUUCUUUUCUUGACCCGGCCACUAUUAUUAUUACAGUUCUGCACACAGAAAUGUGGACUCACAAGCAGGAGCAGUUAAAAUAUUAGACAAAAAUGAUCAAAAAGAGUGCAGAUGUAUAUGCAGGGGAAUGGGGAACAACUGUACUGGGUGCAACUGCAGGGUGUUUGGAGAACAGUGCAUAUCUGAAAUGACAGGAUGGAUUGAUGACUGAAAAAACAGGAAAAACAACUGUACAAAGGGACAGAAGUAGACAUUGUGACAUACACAUUCAAGCUUUUUAUAUUUUAUUUCUUUUACUGUAACAAAAGAAAAAAAACAUUUUCUUAUUUGAAUAUUAAAUGUUGUCUGUCACUGUAAUGCUUUUGAGGUGGAGCUCUUAAGGUGUAAUUAAGUAAAUCAUUUAAGUUAGUAAGGUUUAGGGAUUUUGAUUUAAAUGUAAUCAUUUUCAUUUUCUAGUUCAUUUUAAUGCUCAACUUAUGUGGUAGAUGUAGUUACUAUAAAAGUAUGUUGUAUUGUAGCUGCAGGUCUGUGUGUAAGGAAUCAACAAAU